This is a messenger RNA of Brassica napus (rape), 1737 nucleotides long. RefSeq lists its product as uncharacterized. The transcript has a single exon. The record is from RefSeq and is a predicted model, not a curated record. Lineage: Eukaryota; Viridiplantae; Streptophyta; Magnoliopsida; Brassicales; Brassicaceae. The coding region runs from base 446 to 1459 and encodes 337 amino acids.
AAAAAAAAAAAAAUCUUUUGAAGUUUCUUAUUCUUGGAUUUUUCGUCUUUGUGGUUUCAUGUGUUAUCUUGAUUAGAUGUUUACAACAAUAUAUGAAUGCAUACAAGAUCUUUUUGCUAUCAUAUGUUGUUUGAUAGCUUCAUUUCAGACAAAAAUCACAAAAGGUUCACAUAGUUUUCUUCCUCUCUGAAAUAGUCAUAUUUACACACCCUUUUUUUAUCCAAGUCCAGAUGAUCCAGAUUUAUAGAUGCAUGAACCAACAUCAGUUUUGUACAACUUUAUCUACAUACUUCUUUGAGGUAAGUUAUUGCUUCUUUUUAUUUAUUUCUCAAGACUUUGUUCUAUCACAUCUUCAAGUGUUCAUUUCAUACUACUUGCAUUACUCUCCCUUUCUAGAUAACUAUAUAUUAGAUUGGGCUGAGUUUGUGUUAAUCCCUUGUUCUCUAUGAUCAUGAUCCUUAAAGGGAUGAUCCAUCCUAACGGUAACAUACUUAUUCAAACCCUGUCAAGAUUACAUUUAGAUAUUUUGAUAUAUAUAAUGCAAUUGCUUUCUCUGAAGACAAGUAAUGAGUGCCUAACCACAAUCUUUAGACAGAUUACGCCCUUCUAUUAUUUUAUUCCAAACCUUACAACUUCUUCCCACCAACUAACUUAUGAGUUUUAUUCCAAACCUUACAACUUCCAUUGUUCUAAGAAAGCAAAGUUUGACAUUGUUCUUUUGUUUCCAAAUAUGAUCUGCACGGAGUCAAAUCACCAGCGUAUUUCCUUCUCCAGUGAUCUUGGCCAAUCAGAUAACGCAUCACCACCACCAGCCCUUAUCCGAAGAGACGAAUCUCUUCUUGAUUCAUCAAACUCUUCUUUCGAGUUCCACAUCUCAAACAACUUUGAUCCUGGAGACUCCUCACCAGCCGAUGAGAUCUUCGCUGACGGCAUGAUCCUCCCUUUCCAUGUAACCCCACCUUCCACCGCACCAAAACGUCUCUACAAAUACGAACUCCCUCCCAUUACCUCCUCUCUUUCUCCAUCUCCUCUCCCUCCACAACCAUUACCGCCAAAACACAUCGAGAAGGACACCAGCGGUGCAAACUCGGACUCAGAAGCAGAGAAGUCGUCAAAGUCGUUUUGGAGUUUCAAGAGAAGCUCGAGUCUCAACUGCGACUUAAAGAAGAGUCUGAUCUGUUCGUUUCCUCGUCUCACGAGAAGCAACUCUACAGGUUCGGUUACUAAUUCAAAGAGAGCAAUGCUGAGAGAUGUUAACAACCAUAGGGUCUCUCCCACUUCUUCUUCUUCUUCUUCCUCUGUCUGUUGCAACUAUCACUUCAGGCCUCAGAAGCACACAGGCAAGAAAGGUGAAGCAGGAGGAGGAAGCUUUUCGGCUAUUCCAGUCCUCAGUGGUCCGUCUACGUUUGGGUUAGGAUCGUUUCUACGUCACUCAAAGAAGAAGAAGAACAAGAAGUAGUAGAUGGCUACAUGAACAGAGAGUCUCGAUAAAUUGUUUUUAUUUCCUCGUUUGAUUGUUGUCUACAUAUUGUUGGGUGUUUUUUCGUGUUACUACUAAACGUUUUAGGUUGCUGUAUUAUUUUGAACAGGACACAACCUUAAUGACACAUUUAGCAAUCAGACUGAAGUGGUCAUAUCUAACAGAAGCUACUUGUAACACAAUGAAUUUUAUUGCGAAUAAUACCAAGUUUUUUUGUUGAUACAAAAGGACUCUUUUCUUUGAAUUGUCAAUGAAGA